CUUAAGCUCGGACGAAUGGUGGAUCAGUUGCUCGUAGUAUUUCGAACGUAUCAGUUAGUCCAGCUGAGUUGGGUUCGAGGUUUUAGUUUGGAUCGAGUAGUGAGUUGAGUGCGGCGGAAUCUUGGGUUUCCAGUUUUCAUGGCGCGUUAAAUUCAAAUAUUCAAGUUGAGGAGUUUGUUUUCUUUUAAUUCCGAACGAUCAAAACCAGUGACUUGGGGUAGAGCUCGCUUGGGCAACGCUGAAACACUUGCUCGAUUACGUAAAUGCCGUUUUAGUUCCCAUUCAAGAAAUAAUAGAAACGUGAAAGAAACAGCGCACGGACAAGAGACCGCAGUAACAAUAACGUAAACUACACAGCGCAGGCUCUCUGGGUGGACUACCGCAGUGGGAAGAAGAUUCACUUUCAUUACUGAUGUAAUACAUUUUCCGUUUUAUUCGUAAGGCGGUUAGUGCAGUGAAACGGUUGGCGCGAUCUUUUCUUACCUCCGAAGCUACUUAGCCGCAUUAGCAGCCAACACAGCGAAAAGAUUAAUUUCGAUUUAGUCAAUUAGUAGAGUCUUUUCCCAUGAUUUGUUGAAUGCUUGAAUGACUAUUUAACGAGCUACGGAUUCUUCCGAAAGGUGGUUAAUUAAAUCCGGGUACGGGUUAGACUGGAGUGACUGGUGUGUGCGCGGUUUGCCAACACUUGAAAUACCACACGAGUGCCGUGCGAAAACGGAACCAAAUGUGUCGUCCAGUGAUCUUCUGAAAUAAAGGGUUAAAGUAAUUAUCGAUCGCUGGCAACAUGGGUUUUCCUGGAACCUACUUAUUAUGCUGCAUAUAUCUCUUAGGACUAGUAUAUUAUGUACAACCUGAUGCUACACCUUCAGACUUGAGAGCAGCUGCUAAAGCUGCACUAUUGCGAGAAAAAGAGAAUAAUCUUCAACCAUGUAAUGAAACGACCACUUCACUGCCAGUUUGCCCACCAAGUAAAUUCAGAUCAGCUACAGGCGAAUGUAAUAAUAUCCUGCAUAGAAGUUGGGGAUCGCGAGGAGAUGUAUUCCUUCGUCUACUGGAAGCAAAUUAUGCAAAUGGAUUCAAUCAACCCCGUUCGUCGGUUGGAUCUCACGCCCUUCCUGAUGGAGAAGAUAUUAUUAACUUGUUGCAAAAACACACAAAUUCAAAAGCAGUUCAUCCCCACAUUACAGCUAUGUUGCCUGCCUGGGGUCAACUCUUAGCUUAUGAUUUAGUUGAAAUUACACAGACAGCCACACAGGCACGAUGCUGCAACCAGAAAGAGAAUCCCACAAUGACUCCCGAUGAGAUGAUUCAGUGCUAUGUCCGUUUGGGUGAGGGAUGCCGUGAAUAUAAAAGAUCUGCACCUUCGCUAGAUCCCGACAAUUGCCACUUGACUCGACGAGAUCAAAUGAAUGUUGCUUCAGGAUACAUUGAUGGAUCUGGUCUAUAUGGUGCUACAGAAAAGGAGUUCCAAGGACUUCGAACAUUUUUGAAUGGAAAAGUUGAUAUCAAAUCCUGUCCUAGAUGCAACCAACCUGGUGCUGUUGGAGCCUUACAUACUGCCCUUCUUCAAGAACAUAACCGAAUCACUGAUGUACUUCUUGGACUCAAUCCAUCAUGGAAUGAUGCCACCCUAUUCUUUGAAGCACGUCGUAUUGUCACAAACCAAAUUCAGCACAUCACAUACAACGAGUUCCUACCCAUCCUUCUUGGACAAGAAAUUACAAAUCGCGAUGGGCUGAGAUUACUUUCGGGUAAGCACUUCUCAGGUUAUUCAAGCAUAAACCGAGCGGGAGUUUUCAAUGAAUUCGCAGUAGGAGCGAUGCCAGCAUUCCUAACAAUUUUACCAGAGGAAAUGCUUAAUGAAAAAUCAUCAGCAGCUUCACUAAUCGAAGUACCAGCUUUAAUGAAAUCAUUCGUGCCACCCAACUUUGAGCGGACAGAAUGGAGUCCUAUCGCUUUAGCUAUACAAAGAGGCCGUGACCAUGGUAUACCCUCGUACCGACAUGCCUUGCACCUAUGUGACCCCCGAUUCAGUGUUAACAACAGCGAACCACUCACCUUCGAAGCGUUCAAGAGAAUUUCAAAUCUUGGAGAUGAGCCAAUCGCUCUCUUGCAGAAACUUUUUCAAGACCCAGAGGAUGUAGACUUGAUCGUUGGCGCUCUCUUGGAAAAUGCUGCCCCUGGUACUGUUUUUGGUCCAACUAUAUCUUGCAUAAUGGCUCUGCAAUUCACUCACGUGCGUACCAGUGAUCGAUUCUGGUAUGAAAACGAUAUUCCACCAUCUUCCCUGUCAAUUGAACAACUUCAAAGCAUCCGGAAAACAUCCCUCUCGGGACUACUCUGUUCAUCGUCAGGAGUAUCAAGGUCGCAACCAAAAGCUUUCUUCCGUGAAGAUAUAUUCUUGAAUGCUGGUUUACCUUGUGAACAAUUGCCCGGAAUCGAUUUAACUCCAUGGAAAGUAGAAACUUUGGAACAAAUUGAAGUUGAAAACUACAUGAGUGAACCAACCAAAAGGCCAGAAGAGUUGGAAGAAUUGAAUGACGAACUUAUCAAAGCAGCUGUUGAAAAGGCCAAGGAAGAUUUGAUUGCACGCCGCAAGUUCGAAUACGAAGCAUGGCUUCAACAGGGUGGAAUUGACGCCAGAUCACCAGACGGAACUGCAGCAUCUUUUAGCAAAGCCAACCGCAAUGCAUUACUCUUGGCCAAUUCGUCUCUAAUCUACGAACUGGCUUCCAAUGAAAUCCUCAACACACUGCACAGAAUCAAUCGCAAGAAGCGACAAACUUUUGACAACAGCAUAAGCGUAUUCAAUCGUGAUGAUCUCUCUGAAACACUACAAACAAUCGACAUAAAUUCUUUCAUUUCCGGAUCGAUUUCGCCACUGACCUUAGAGCCUCAAUGUGAAGAUUUCUCAAUUGCUUGUGAUCCAAGCGGGCCAUUCCGAUCUAUGUCAGGACAUUGUAACAACUUGAGGAAUCCAACUCUCGGACAAUCUCUAACAACAUUCAACCGCCUGUUACCCGCCGUGUACGAGGACGGUAUUUCGAGGCCAAGGAUAUCUAGUGUUACAGGAGCACCCUUACCCAACCCACGUGUGAUCUCUACACUUGUGCAUCCAGAUAUUUCAAAUUUACACACACGAUAUUCCUUAAUGGUCAUGCAGUAUGCUCAGUUCUUAGACCAUGAUCUUACCAUGACUCCAAUCCAUAAAGGAUUUCAUGAAUCGAUUCCAAGCUGCCGCAAAUGUGAUUCACCCAGAACGGUUCACCCAGAAUGCAAUCCAUUCCCAGUACCUCCAGGUGAUCAUUUCUAUCCAGAAAUCAAUGUAACCAGUGGAGAAAGACUGUGCUUCCCAUUCAUGAGAUCUCUGCCUGGGCAACAAAAUUUAGGCCCUCGUGAUCAAAUCAACCAAAAUACUGCAUUCCUUGACGCAUCCCAAAUUUAUGGAGAAAAUAAUUGCGUCGCCAACAAGCUUCGUGGCUUCUCAGGACGUUUGAAUUCCACCAUUCAUCCAAUAAAGGGCAAGGAAUUACUCCCACAAACCAAUAGCCAUCCUGAAUGCAAAUCUCCAAGUGGACUUUGCUUCGAAGCCGGAGAUGGUAGAGCUUCUGAGCAACCUGGUCUUACAUCAAUCCAUAAUACAUUUUUACGAGAGCACAACAGAAUUGUAGAAGGACUUCGUGGUGUGAACCCACAUUGGAACGGUGAUCAACUCUUCCAACACGCAAGGCGAAUCAUAAUUGCACAGACUCAACACAUCACAUACAACGAGUUCCUGCCGCGUCUUCUCAGUUGGAAUGCUGUCAACCUUUACGGACUAAAACUCUUACCUCAAGGCUACUAUAAGGACUAUGAUCCAACAUGCAAUCCAUCGAUCUUUACGGAAUUCGCUUCAGCAUGCUUCCGUAUUGGUCACUCAUUGCUACGACCACACAUUCCACGAUUAAGUCCCAACCAUCAACCUGUUGAUCCUCCACUAUUGCUUCGUGAUGGUUUCUUCAAAAUGGACCAACUCUUACAACCAGGAAUUAUGGAUGAAAUCAGCCGUGGUCUUGUUGCUACUCCCAUGGAAUCCCUUGAUCAGUUCAUAACGGGCGAAGUAACUAAUCACCUGUUCGAGGACACUCGCAUUCCUUUUUCGGGAAUUGAUUUGGUUGCCCUCAAUGUUCAACGAGCUCGCGAUCACGGUAUUCCGAGCUACAACAACUAUCGAGCCCUCUGUAACUUAAAACGGGCUCAUACUUGGGACGAUUUGAGCCGCGAAAUUCCACCAGAAGUAAUUACUCGUUUCAAAAAGAUUUACGCAACUGUAGAUGAUAUCGAUCUUUUCCCUGGUGCCAUGUCUGAACGGCCAUUGCAAGGUGGUCUGGUGGGUCCUACAUUGGCAUGUGUAAUAGGCAUUCAGUUCCGUCAACUACGCAAAUGCGAUCGUUUCUGGUACGAAACCGAAAAUCCCGAUUUGAGGUUCACAGAAGCUCAACUUGCUGAACUACGUAAGACCACAUUGGCAAAGAUCAUUUGCGAAAAUUUGGAAAUUCCAGGAGACAUGCAGCGUGCUGCCUUUGAUUUGCCCAGCAACUUCCUCAAUCCUCGCGUACCUUGCCAAUCCAUGCCACAAAUUGAUUUGAGUGCAUGGCGUGAAAAUAUCCAAGGAUGCCAAAUUGGCAAUCGACAAGUGAGAAUUGGCGACUCUGCGUUCCCAUCUCCAUGCACAAGCUGCGUAUGCACAGUUGAAGGACCCCAAUGCGCCUCCCUCCGCAUUACUAAUUGCGCCCAGUUAGCGCGUGAAUGGCCCCGCGAUGCUAUCCUCCGCGACGACGUAUGUAGCGCCCAAUGCGGAUCCGUUCUACAGAACGGUAAUGGUGCAGGAUUCUCAAAUAUUGCCGGUCUCAACCCACCCCCAUCGAGAGUGUCGAGAUCACGUCCACAAAACACUUUAGGUUUCAAAUUGCCCGAUCUUACACCAUUCAUUGCAUCUCUAUAAACAGCAGAAAGUCAGAUGUUAUCUCCACAUUUUUCAACAUGUUCAAUCCUUAUUUUCACAAAACAUAAAAAGAGCACAUAAACCGACUACACUUUAUACAAAUAUUGACGGAAGGAAAGAGCCAUAUUUUAGGAUGCGUUAGGUCGCCAAAAAUAACGUUCCAUUAAACCUAUAAAAGUAUAUUUCUUUGUAAAAUAUAUCUGUAUAUAUGAUAAGGAAAAAUAUUUAGAGAGAUUCGAGAGGGAGCCAGUACCUUAAGAAAAAAAGGUUAAAUAUUAAAAAUUGUAAAAAGUGAUGAUGUAAAAAGGUUAGCGCCUGUUACCGACAUCUUAGAAAAUAGUUUCCCAUCAUAUUUAAUGUAUGUAUGUAAAUUUUAAUUUUAAAUAAAUUAUUAUUAUUAUA
Messenger RNA from Hermetia illucens (black soldier fly), 5386 nucleotides. RefSeq lists its product as uncharacterized. The record is from RefSeq and is a predicted model, not a curated record. Lineage: Eukaryota; Metazoa; Arthropoda; Insecta; Diptera; Stratiomyidae. The transcript is spliced from 14 exons. The coding region runs from base 785 to 4984 and encodes 1399 amino acids. Gene Ontology annotation, molecular function: heme binding; peroxidase activity. Gene Ontology annotation, biological process: response to oxidative stress.